Messenger RNA from Anoplopoma fimbria (sablefish), 2395 nucleotides. It is a transcript of the gene fbln5, whose product is annotated as fibulin 5. NCBI's taxonomy places the organism in Eukaryota, Metazoa, Chordata, Actinopteri, Perciformes, Anoplopomatidae. The transcript has 11 exons. Gene Ontology annotation, molecular function: calcium ion binding. The coding region runs from base 299 to 1693 and encodes 464 amino acids. The record is from RefSeq and is a predicted model, not a curated record.
GGAGGCUGACAGAGCGGAGCAGAGCAGAGCAGAGCAGGGACAGUCCAUUUUUGGGAAAAAGGGCAUUCCUUCAACUCUUGGUCAAUGCACCGAAGCUCCAGCGCGACCAGACAACGGUCCAUGAACACCGGGGGUCGGCUUUCGCGUAAAGGCGCAAUAGUUUGGCGCAUAGUUUGGCACAUAGUUUGGCGCAUAGUUUUGGAGGUGGUGGUGUGAGACCCUGCUGGGUAGAGGUGAGGGCAUUUAGGGGGAGAUUUCACUGGACGUCCACAUCUUUCCUUUGAGAAAACCAUAAACCAUGCUUCAUGAAAUGCGUGGCUUCAGGGUUUGCUCCUCCGCCAGGAUGUUGGCAGCUCUGGUAUUUCUUGUGCUUUGCAUCCAGCCUGGCCACGCACAGACCUGCACAGAGGGGUUUGCUUAUGACCGCAGGUCGAGAGUGUGUAUAGAUGUGGAUGAGUGCCGUACCCAGCCAGAUGUUUGCCGAGGAGACAUGCGCUGUGUCAACCAGAACGGAGGCUACCUGUGCCUGCCGAGGAGCUUGUACAACCAGCCGUACCGACCGGAGAUCCCGGCCGUGCCCGAGCCCGAGGCCGCGUACCCGGACUCAUCGGUUGGAUUUGCAGAGCCCUUCAACCCGCCGAGAUCCGUGGAGCCCAGCUACCCCAGAGUGAGGACCACAGCGCAGUGCAUCCUGGGAUAUAGUCCUGCGGAGGAUGGCACCUGUAAUGACAUUGAUGAAUGUGAGACAAACUCUCACCACUGUAACCCCACCCAGGUCUGCAUCAAUACAGCAGGUGGCUACACCUGUUCCUGCACUGAAGGAUACUGGCUCAUUGGUGGACAGUGUCAGGAUAUUGAUGAAUGUCGCUAUGGUUACUGCCAACAGCUGUGUGCCAACGUCCCCGGCUCUUAUUCCUGCUCCUGUAACCCCGGCUUCAUCCUUAACCCAGACAGCAGGACCUGUCAAGAUGUGGAUGAGUGUGAAGAGGAGCCCUGUAGUCACGGCUGCUUCAACACCUACGGCUCCUACAUGUGCAACUGUGACGAGGGAUUUGAGUUGGCGGCCGACGGGACUUCUUGCAUUGACUUGGAUGAGUGCAGCUUCUCUGAGUUUCUGUGUCAGCACAGAUGUGUGAAUACGCCCGGCUCUUUCUCCUGUGUCUGUCCGCCCGGAUAUUAUGUAUUUGAGGACGGCAGGAGUUGUGAAGAUAUCAAUGAAUGUGACACUGGUAACAACACCUGUACAACAGCACAAGUAUGUUUCAAUUUCCAGGGAGGCAAUACAUGCCUGGAUGCUUUACAGUGUCACUCUCCUUACAUCGAAGUUAGUGACAAUCAGUGCAUGUGUUCAGCUGAGAACCCAGCCUGCAGGGACAAACCCUUCACUAUUCUGUACCGACACAUGGACCUGUCGUCGGGGCGCAGUGUGCCUGCAGACAUCUUCCAGAUGCAGGCCACCACGCGUUACCCCGGCGCCUUCUACAUAUUUCAGAUAAAGUCGGGCAACGAGGGACGAGAGUUUUACAUGAGGCAAACCAGUAAUGUGAGCGCCACACUGGUCCUGUCGCGGCCCAUCAAGGGGCCCAGAGAGAUGGUGCUGGACUUGGAGAUGGUCACGGUCAACAACGUCAUCAACUUCCGAGGCAGCUCCAUCAUUCGUCUGACGGUGUUCGUCUCAGAGCAUCCGUUCUGAGCAUCCCACAAUGAACUUUGACGCCCCCUCCAAAAGAAUCGAGCUGCUCUCAUCUGCAGCUGAUGCCAUGGUUUGUUUGAGACAGCGCGUCACCUUUUCUUUUAAAUCAUUUUGUCAUCCUCAAUAAAGACAUGUCCGAUAAAGACUCGGCUGAUGGGAAAAGCAUCCCGGUGCUCGAAUCCCCACCCUGGUUUAAUGGACACUGAGCUUUUAUGGCUGCGAUAUGGACUAUCGACACAGAGGGAUAUUUAUGGUGUACAAUUUCUGACAUCCUCUAUCUAGAAAAUUAUGGGAAUUACCCUUUCGAGUACCAGCGUAAACACAAUACAGUCUUGUUUUUCACGAGUUACCCCAGUUGUCAUCCCUUCAGAUAAGCUGUGAAAGUACCUUUUAUAUGCCUGAAUUCAAGAGCCGUCACUGCAUCAUCGUGAGCGCCAUCAGAUCAUUGUCCUGUUCUUUUAUUAUGAGACGGUAAUCUGAGCUGAAGUGUAAUUGUGCCUUUGCAGUGGCAAUAUUUGAAAUUAUGUAACAACCAGUCAUUAACUGAAUUAUUGAUCACAGUUUAUUUUAGACCAAUAAAUGUCUUCACCACACAACUGUCCCUGACAGCAUACUUUAUUUUAGGAUAAUAAGGUCAUAUUUUCAGGAGGAUUUUAGAAUUGUGUGAUUAUGAAUAUCAAAUGUAGGGACACAAAUGUGGGG